Messenger RNA from Vitis riparia (riverbank grape), 2076 nucleotides. RefSeq names its product disease resistance protein SUMM2-like. The transcript is spliced from 4 exons. NCBI's taxonomy places the organism in Eukaryota, Viridiplantae, Streptophyta, Magnoliopsida, Vitales, Vitaceae. The record is from RefSeq and is a predicted model, not a curated record. Gene Ontology annotation, molecular function: ADP binding; protein binding. The coding region runs from base 1 to 2076 and encodes 691 amino acids.
AUGGGAAACGUGUUCUCAGUCUCAAUCUCUACCAAGGACAUCGCUGGUUGUUGUGAUUGCACUGCUGCUCGAGCAAAUUACAUAUGCAGGCUUGCAGAAAAUCGGGUUACUUUGAGAACAGAGCUUCAAAAAUUAAGGGAGCUGAAGAACGAUGUGAAUAGGAAGGUGGAUGUGGCUGAGAGACAACAAAUGAAGCGUCUGGAUCAAGUACAAGGCUGGCUUUCCAGGGUGGAAGCCAUGGAAACUGAAGUCGGUCAACUGAUUGGAGAUGGAGCGGAGACCAUUGAGGAGAAACGAUUACGUGGUUGUUGCCAUCCCAAGCAUUGCAUCUCCAGCUACACGUUGGGAAAAAAGGUUGUCAGGAAGCUACAAGAUAUGGCUACUCUAAUGAGCGAAGGACGUAAUUUUGAGGUGGUGGCUGAUAUUGUACCUCCAGCUCCUGUGGAGGAAAUACCCGGCCGACCCACUGUGGCUUGGAAUCAACAUUUGACAAAGUUUGGAGGAGUCCCGAAGAAGAACAUGGCGGGUUCAAAACGAGAUUUGGGAGAAGUGGGAUUCUGUGAUGAUAGAUGGAAAAGCAAAAGCCGCCAUGAGAAAGCCAAAGACAUCUGGAGAGCCUUGAGCAAAAAGAGGUUUGUGAUGUUGUUGGAUGACAUGUGGGAGCAAAUGGAUCUGUUAGAAGUGGGAAUUCCACCUCCUGACCAACAAAAUAAGUCCAAGCUGAUAUUCACCACUCGAUCUCAGGACUUGUGCGGGCAAAUGGGAGCUCACAAGAAGAUCCAAGAUGCCCUUAAUUCUGAUCCAGAAAUAUCUGAGCUGGCUGAAAUGGUUGCAAAAGAGUGUUGCGGUUUGCCACUGGCGAUAAUUACCGUAGGGCGAGCCAUGGCUUCUAAAGUGACACCCCAAGAUUGGAAGCAUGCAAUUAGAGUACUACAAACAUGUGCUUCAAAUUUUCCAGAAGAUUUUUUCAUACUUAAGGAGCGUUUGAUACAUCAAUGGAAUUGUGAUGGAUUUUUAGAUGAAUUUGAUGACACGGAUGGAUCCAGAAAUGAGGGAUUCAAUAUUAUCAGUACUCUUGUUCAUGCAUGUCUACUUGAGGAAUCUUCAAAUACUAGAUUUGUAAAAUUUCAUGAUGUUGUACGUGAUAUGGCCUUGUGGAUAACCAGUGAAAUGGGGGAGAUGAAGGGCAAGUUUUUGGUACAAACAAGUGCCGGUUUGACCCAAGCACCUGACUUUGUGAAAUGGAUGACAACGGAAAGGAUUUCAUUGAUGAACAACCGAAUUGAGAAGCUAACAGGAUCACCCACUUGUCCCAAUCUCUCGGUACUUCUUCUAGAUUUGAAUAGUGAUUUGCAGAUGAUAAGCAAUGGUUUUUUCCGAUUUAUGCCCAAUCUAAGAGUGUUGAGCUUAUCAAACACCAAAAUAGUUGAAUUACCAUCAGAUAUUUCUAAUUUGGUUUCAUUGCAAUAUCUUGAUUUAUCUCAUACAGAGAUAAAGAAGUUGCCAAUUGAGAUGAAGAAUCUUGUACAAUUGAAGACUUUGAGAUUGUGUGCAUCUAAACUCUCUUCAAUUCCACGAGGACUAAUAUCGAGUCUUUUAAUGCUGCAAGGGGUUGGCAUGUUCAAUUGUGGACUUUAUGAUCAAGUAGCUGAAGAAGGCGUUGAAUCAUAUGGCAAUGAGUCCUUGAUAGAGGAAUUGGAGAGUUUGAAAUACUUGACGGAUUUAAGUGUCACCAUAGCAAGUGCCUCUAUGUUUAAGAGAUUUUUAAGUUCCAGAAAGUUACCGAGUUGCACUCUAGGACUCAGCCUCAAGAUGUUCAAAGGUUCAAGCUCACUCAACCUAUCAUCUCUUGAAAAUAUGAAGCAUCUCGCUGGGCUUACGAUGAAAGAUUUGGAUAGUUUGAGAGAGAUUAAGUUUGAUUGGGCAGGGAAAGGAAAGGAAACAGUGGGGUAUAGCAGUCUCAACCCGAAGGUCAAAUGCUUCCAUGGCCUUUGCGAAGUGGUCAUCAAUAGAUGCCAGAUGUUGAAGAAUUUGACAUGGCUUAUUUUUGCCCCAACCUCCUAUAUCUUACAAUAG